Messenger RNA from Archocentrus centrarchus (flier cichlid), 5163 nucleotides. Its product is annotated as dihydropyridine-sensitive L-type skeletal muscle calcium channel subunit alpha-1-like. Gene Ontology annotation, biological process: calcium ion import across plasma membrane. Gene Ontology annotation, molecular function: calcium ion binding; high voltage-gated calcium channel activity. NCBI's taxonomy places the organism in Eukaryota, Metazoa, Chordata, Actinopteri, Cichliformes, Cichlidae. Gene Ontology annotation, cellular component: voltage-gated calcium channel complex; membrane. The record is from RefSeq and is a predicted model, not a curated record.
AGAGAAAACAGAAGGAGAAGCUAAAGAAGCUCAUGGCUACUGGAGGCAACCCAAGGCCUGCACGCUCUCUUCUCUUCUUGACAUUGAAGAAUCCCUUCCGCAAAGCGUGCAUUAGUAUUGUGGAAUGGAAACCAUUUGAAAUCAUAAUCCUACUGGCCAUCUUUACCAACUGUGUGGCCCUGGCCGUGUACUUACCAAUGCCUGAGGAAGAUAGCAACAAUACCAACAGCAACUUGGAAAGCCUGGAGUACAUCUUCCUCAUCAUAUUCUCUGUUGAGUGUUUUCUGAAGAUUGUUGCCUAUGGAUUUCUUUUUCAUGCAGACGCAUACUUAAGAAACUGCUGGAACAUUUUGGACUUUGUUUGUGUAUCUGUUGGGAGUUUCCAUGUUGUACUGAGGCAGAUUGUUACUGUGGCUGUGGAUGCCAUUAACCACUUCAGUGGUGUAGAAGCUACAGUUGGAGAAAAAGGGGGUGGCUUUGACAUGAAAGCUCUGCGGGCAUUCCGAGUCCUCCGACCUCUCAGACUGGUCUCUGGAGUCCCCAGCCUACAAGUGGUAAUGAACUCAGUCCUGAAGUCCAUGUUGCCUCUGUUUCAUAUUACCCUGCUGGUUUUCUUCAUGGUCACCAUUUACUCCAUUAUGGGACUGGAGCUCUUCAAAUGCAAAAUGCACAAGACCUGCUUCUACACAGGCACAAACAUCAUGGCUACAGUGGAGAAUGAGAAGCCAGCUCCAUGUGCCCAAGCGGGGAAUGGUCGCCGCUGUGCUAUCAAUGGGACAGAGUGUAGAGCUGGAUGGCCUGGCCCGAACCAUGGAAUAACCCACUUUGACAACCUUGGCUUUUCCAUGCUGACUGUCUAUCAGUGUAUUACCACACAAGGAUGGACUGAUGUCCUCUACUGGAUAAAUGAUGCUAUAGGAAUGGAAUGGCCCUGGAUCUAUUUCACUACACUCAUCCUGGUUGGCUCAUUCUUUGUGCUUAACCUGAUUCUGGGUGUACUCAGUGGUGAGUUCACAAAAGAGCGAGAGAAGGCCAAGUCCCGUGGAGAAUUUCAGAAGUUGCGGGAAACCCAGCAACUGGAUGAGGACCUCAAGGGUUAUAUGGAGUGGAUCACUCAGGCUGAGGUCAUAGAUAAUGACCAGGAGAGACAGGGCCUGUUACCGAUAGAAAAUAGAGGAUCAUAUACUGAAAGUGUCAGCAAAAUGGACACCGCACAGCUGAUCAUCUAUUAUUACAAAUUGGCUCGUAGGUGGAAUCGAUGGUUCCGCCAUAAAUGCAGAGUGUAUGUGAAGUCCAGACUGUUCUACUGGUGGGUGGUCAUGCUUGUAUUCCUCAAUACACUGGCCAUUGCAACAGAACACCACAAACAGUCUGAGAAACUCACAAAUUGGCAAGACAACGCUAAUAAGCUGCUGCUGUCGAUGUUUGCCCUUGAGAUGUUCGUGAAGAUGUAUGCGCUAGGCUUGUCUUCAUAUUUCAUGUCUCUCUUCAACCGCUUUGACUGCUUUGUGGUAUCCAUUGGCAUUAUGGAACUCAUCCUUGUCCAUAUGGGUGUCAUGUCAGUUAUGGGCAUCUCUGUGUUGCGCUGCAUACGGCUGCUCCGCCUGCUUAAAGUCACCAGAUACUGGACAUCUCUCAACAAUCUGGUGGCUUCCCUCUUGAAUUCAGUCCGUUCCAUUGCUUGCUUGUUGCUGCUACUUUUUCUUUUCAUUGUCAUCUUCUCCCUGCUUGGUAUGCAGGUUUUUGGCGGGAAGUUCAACUUCCCAAGUCAGCCCAAACCUCGAAGCACUUUUGACAGCUUCCCCCAGGCCCUAAUCACUGUUUUCCAGAUUCUGACAGGAGAGGACUGGAAUACUGUUAUGUAUGAUGGCAUCAUGGCUUAUGGAGGCCCCAACAUGCCUGGCAUCCUUGUCAGCAUCUAUUUCAUCAUUCUCUUUGUCUGUGGAAAUUUCAUUCUCCUGAAUGUCUUCCUGGCCAUUGCUGUUGACAAUUUGGCAGAGGCGGAAUCUUUGACUUUAGCACAGAAAGAGAAAGCUGAGGAGAAAAAACGCAAGAAAGCUCUGAGGGCUCAGAUACCUGGCAAAGCCUCUGAGGAAAAAGCCAAUCUGGCAAAGAAGUUGGCUGAGCAAAGGGCCAAGGGUGUAGAAGGCAUCCCUACUACUGCCAAGCUCAAAAUUGAUGAGUUUGAGUCUAAUGUCAAUGAGGUUAAAGAUCCCUUCCCUCCUGCAGAUUUUCCUGGGGAUGAUGAGGAGGAUGACCCUGAUAUUCCAGAAAGCCCCAGACCUCGUCCAAUGGCAGAUCUUCAGUUGAAGGAGGAAGCAGUGCCAAUGCCAGAAGCCAGUUCAUUUUUCAUCUUUGGGCCUCAGAACAAGUUCCGGAAGCUCUGCCAUCGUGUUAUCAAUGCAACUACUUUUACCAACAUCAUCCUCCUCUUCAUUCUGCUGUCAUCUGUUUCUUUAGCUGCUGAGGAUCCCAUUGACCCAAUGUCUUUCAGAAACCAGGUACUGGCUUAUGCUGAUAUAGUCUUCACUUCAGUGUUCACAGCAGAAAUUGUGCUCAAGAUGACAACGUAUGGAGCCAUUCUUCACAAAGGUUCUUUCUGUCGGAACUCUUUCAAUAUCCUGGAUCUUCUGGUGGUCAGUGUAUCUCUCCUCUCUAUGGGCAUGGAAUCCAGUGCCAUCUCAGUGGUGAAGAUUCUCAGGGUGUUGAGGGUACUCCGACCACUGAGGGCUAUCAACAGAGCCAAAGGACUUAAGCACGUUGUUCAGUGUGUGUUUGUGGCCGUCAAGACUAUUGGAAAUAUUGUACUGGUCACAAUGUUGCUAGACUUCAUGUUUGCCUGCAUUGGAGUCCAACUUUUUAAAGGCAAGUUCUACACAUGCACGGAUCUAGAUCAAAUGACUGAGGAAGAAUGCAAAGGAUGGUAUAUAAAGUACCAAGACAGAGGCCUUCAUGGACAAAUGGAAGGUCCAUAGAGAGAAUGGACUAACUCUGAACUAAACUUUGACAACAUCCUCAAUGGCAUGCUGGCUCUCUUCACCAUUUCUACCUUUGAAGGAUGGCCAAAGAUACUAUAUAAAGCCAUUGAUUCAAACUUGGAGAAUGCAGGCCCAGUAUACAACAACCGAGUGGCCAUCUCGGUCUUCUUUAUCAUCUACCUAAUCCUCAUUGCCUUCUUCAUGAUGAAUAUAUUUGUGGGUUUCGUCAUUGUCACCUUCCAGGAACAAGGAGAACAGGAAUAUAAGAACUGCGAACUAGACAAAAAUCAGCGCCAGUGUGUGCAGUAUGCUCUUAAAGCCCGGCCACUACGACGGUACAUUCCUAAGAAUCCGUACCAGUAUCAGGUGUGGUACAUUGUCACCUCCUGCUACUUUGAGUACCUCAUGUUCCUGCUGAUUAUGCUCAACACAAUGUGUCUAGGAAUGCAGCACUGCAACCAGUCUGACCAUGUUACUCAGCUGUCAGACAUGCUGAAUGUGAUCUUCACGGUGCUCUUCACUGCAGAGAUGAUUCUUAAACUUAUGGCCUUCAAAGCCAAGGGUUAUUUUGGAGACCCCUGGAACAUCUUUGAUUUUGUGAUUGUCAUUGGAAGUGUUGUCGAUGUGAUGCUCAGUGAAAUUUAUGCAGCAUUGGCCCCUCCUGGAGGACUUUACUGUCUCUAUGGCUGUGCUGAAGUGGAUCCCAUGGAGACAAUUGCCUCAUCUGAGAACAUGAGUGUAUCAAUAACAUUCUUCAGACUCUUUCGAGUCAUGCGUCUGGUCAAACUCUUGAAUCGCUCUGAGGGGAUACGAAAUCUUCUAUGGACCUUUAUUAAAUCCCUUCAGGCUCUUCCUUAUGUGGCCCUGCUCAUCCUAAUGUUGUUCUUUAUAUACGCAGUAGUUGGAAUGCAGAUAUUUGGCAAAAUUGCACUGGUUGAUGGCACAUAUAUCAACAGAAAUAACAACUUCCAGACCUUCCCACAGGCUGUGCUGCUGUUAUUCAGAUGUGCUACAGGGGAAGCGUGGCAUGAAGUGAUGUUAGCAUCCAUGUAUGGGAAAAAGUGUGAUCCCAAGUCUGAUUACUUGCCUGGGGAAGAGUACACCUGUGGAUCCAAUUUUGCCAUCAUCUACUUCAUGAGCUUCUACAUGCUCUGUGCUUUUUUGAUUAUCAACCUGUUCGUUGCUGUCAUUAUGGAUAACUUUGACUACUUGACACGUGAUUGGUCGAUUCUUGGCCCCCAGCACUUGGAUGAGUUCAAGAAAAUCUGGGCAGAAUAUGAUCCAGAGGCCACGGGGCGUAUUAAGCACCUUGAUGUAGUGACACUACUACGAAGAAUCCCUCCGCCUUUGGGAUUUGGCAAAUUCUGCCCUCAUCGUAUUGCUUGCAAGAGGCUGGUAUCCAUGAACAUGCCUCUCAACAGUGAUGGAACUGUCACCUUCAAUGCCACACUCUUUGCCUUGGUUAGAACUGCACUGAAAAUAAAGACAGAAGGUAAUUUUGAACAAGCCAAUGAAGAACUGAGAGGAAUAAUCAAAAAGAUUUGGAAGCGCACCAGUAUGAAACUAUUGGACCAAGUCAUUCCACCAAUAGGAGAUGAUGAAGUGACAGUGGGGAAGUUCUACGCCACUUUCCUCAUUCAGGAUUAUUUCAGGAAAUUGAAGAAGAGACAAGAAGAAUAUUAUGGCUACCGUCCCACCAAGAAAAGUGGUACCCAUGAGAUACAGGCAGGACUGAGAAACAUAGAAGAGGAGGCAGCUCCAGAACUUCGUAGGGCUAUCUCAGGAGACCUAAUUACAGAGGAAGAGAUGGACCAAGGAUUGCAGAGCAUCUUUAGGAGACAAGGCAGUCUUUUUGGAAACCACUUUGACCCUUUUGAUGAAGAGGGUGAUUUGGCCAAUUCCUGCCAGACCAUGAGCCAGCGCCCUCUGCAGGUGGCAGAAGGAUUCACCAACAUCAAAAUAAAUAACCCCAAUACUCAACCCAGUCUAAAUUAACUGAAGUCUGGAAGACUUGGCUGAUUUCUGAGAGUACAUCAAACACUGAAUUUGACUUCAGCAAAACUGAUGUGGCCCAAGCUUCUGCAUGCUGGUGAAGAUUGAAUGUUUUAUAAUUAGCUCUGCUAAUCCCACUUGUGCUCAGUGUAGUGCAGUGGAUGCAAGGAUACAAGAUUAAUUUUAGUAAAGG